Molecule: messenger RNA, 600 nt
Organism: Baudoinia panamericana UAMH 10762
Lineage: Eukaryota; Fungi; Ascomycota; Dothideomycetes; Mycosphaerellales; Teratosphaeriaceae
Exons: 2
Coding region: 223-570 (115 amino acids)
Source: RefSeq, a predicted model, not a curated record
UCGUCAACCCUCAACACUGUCCACUCUAACCUACAAAUUCGGGUUAACCUCCUUCGACCUCGCCCAUUGCUGCACACUCUUCUCAUUGCCAUCUGCUCUCUUGUUCCAUCUGGGUGUUGCUUCUCAGUCCAUGCCGCGGUUUACAUUUCUUUCGCCGACGACGUACUUCACAACGGGCAACCACUAGUGCCUAAACAUCGAGACCACCUCGCCAGCCUCGGCAUGGCGCCCGACGUCAACUCCCUCCCCUCCUCCCCACGCGCCGACCGUCCACAACCACCACCACCACCAGCCCAGACGGCACAACCACCACCAUCAUCCCUCCCUACCUCCACAUCCGCCUCACGACGAGCCUCCCAAACCAUGGGUCCCCCGGCCGCACUAGCGACGACAACGACGACGACAAUACACGGCCACCAGGUCCACCGCAGCCCGGUCAUAAGCAGUAACGAGCAACUCGGCAUCCCGCUACGCCAUCCGCGCCCGCUGACGGCGGCGGAGUUGUAUCUGGAGUGUGAGAAGGAGCAGGAGGCGGUCAGGAGGGUUGUGUGUGUGUGGGUGUGGGGCUAACAGUAAGUGGGCACAGGUCAACCGACUCAC